AUCCCAGCCAGGCUUUGGGAUCCUUUGCUGGGGAGAGGGCUGAUCUUUUGUUUGUUUUGAAGCGCUGGCAGGAAAGUGGGGAGGAGAAAAUUACCUAAGUGAUAGUGAGGUUGCCAUGAACUAUAUAAAACUGGGAAAUCAAAGCAGAGAAACUCCACCUCACAGUCUUGAACCACAAAAGCACAACCCCUGAAGAGAAACCCACCCCACAAACUGAGUGAUCUCAAAGGCUUGAACUCAAACCAAGCUGCAUGAGCUCAGAGCUGCUGCAGGACUGAGAACCCCGGAGCUGUCACGGCCAGCUCCAGUUGUAGGAGUGGGAGCUGGGAGCUGGGAAUGCUGUUCUUGGGAAGUUUCACGGUGAUGAAGUGGAGGCAGCUCUUCUGGAUCGCCCUCUGCGUGGUGGAGUUGGCUGGUAACACUUCUGGAAGCCCGACAGAGACACCUGCACCCACGGCCACGGACAUGGCAGAGGAAGGCAACAGCAGUGGGGCAACCACUGGAACCAUCGGAGCCACUGGGGCCCCUGGAACCGCCAGCAGUGCCAAGCCCACACCAGACACAUCUGCUGCAGGUGGGUCCCUGACAGGCACCCCCAGCUCCACGGGAUCCAGCGGAGAGCAGAUGAGCUCCCAGACCAGCCAAGCCCCCCCAGCAGCACUGAGCACCUCCUCAGAGACACAGAGCCAGAAGGUCCCCACGACCAGGAGCCCAGAGACACAGCCCAGUGAGACAGCAGAGGCCUCAGGGUCCCCAGCGGGCACAAAGAGCUCUCCUGCCACCACGGAGCAUCCUCCUGUCUCAGCUGCCACGGUGCCACCGCACACAGCCAGGGACAGCCCAAAGCCCUCCCCUCUUCCCAUCACAUGCCACAAUGUCAAGGAAGUGAGUGCCACUGGAGCCAUCUGCCUGCAGCUCAACGAGUCCACCACCUGUAAACACUUCUUAGAGAGGAAGGGAUCGGAUUUGUGGAGAGCAGUAUGCCAAGAGAACACCCACCCCGUUCCCUCCCCCUGCCAGAUCAAACUCGCCAGAUCCGAGGUGGACCAUCACUGCAUGCUCCUCAUCCUCAGUGGAGAGAAAGAUCCUGCUCCACAUGUGCUCAAGGAGUCUCACUGGGAAAAGUUUGGAAUAAAAUCCCUGAAGUGGGACAGCGUGAGGAACCACCAGGACUUUUCUCAGAAGACCCUGAUUGCCUUGGUCACAUCUGGACUCCUGCUGGCGUUCCUGGGCCUGGCUGGAUAUUUCCUGAUGAGGCGGCGGAGCUGGAGCCCCGCGGGAGAGAGGCUGGCUGAAGACCCGUAUUACACGGAGAACGGUAGCCAGGGCAACACGAUGCUGAUGACGCCCUCCCAGGAGCGGCCGGAGCCGCAGGAGAAGCCGAACCUCAACGGUGGCACCCAGGAGAACGGGACCGGCCAGGCGUCCUCCAAAAACGGGCACUCAGCCCGGCAGCACAGCCCUGCUGACACCGAGAUGUGAGCCGGGAGAACUGAGAGAACCGCGAGGGCAAGCAGAGAGGCAAAGGGAGGGCAGGAGUUUUGCCAUGGACAAGCUGGGGAACCGCAGACCUUUUUGUAUUGUUGUUAUUGUUUCUGUGAAGAACUUCAAGAACAAAAAAAAAUCAGCCCGGAGCACACUGAGAGCUGCCAAAGACCUGCUUCUCUGCCUCCUCCUCCUCCUCCCAUUGACCACACAAGAGACGUUUUCUUUUUUUGCAGCUGUUCUCUGCUUUUGUGUUGUUAGAGGAACAUCAUGAGAAGUACAAGUGCCCUUAGCCCUCCACAGCUUUUAAGCAGAGGCAGGCUGUGUCCAAACAGCCCAAAUUUCUGGUAGCAAUUGUGUUAGGCUGAUGAAAGUAGUUACAUUGGGAUUUUUCAGUGACAAAAACCUCUCAGGUUUCAGAUAGUUUGGGUUAACAGAGUUGUUUAUAAUCUCAUCUUUAUGUUUAAGUGCAGGAUUUCUUCCUUUUUUUAAGACCAUCAGGCAUUUAACCCCCUUCUUGUGUUCUAGGUUUCCUCUACUAUUUCCUACUCCAGCAGAGUUUGCUGGAGCUCUGUGUAAAACUUUCCACGUGGAAUCGAAGGUUGAAAUGCCAAUAGACCUCAAACUUGUUUCUUUUUGACUCCUGCCAGUACACAGGUAGUUGUUUUAGAGCAGAAAUCUUCUCCAGUCUCUUCGUGUCAGGGACUGGGGACAUUGUGACGAGGCAGAGCCAGCAUUUUAUCCCUUGAGUGAGAUGGAGAUCACUGGAUAAGGCUGUGAGGCUCUGUGGGUGCCUGGAGUCCCCCACUCCCCCUGAUGUCAUGUGGGGAUUAAGUGCCCAGCGUAGGAAUUUGGGAAUAGGAGGUGUCAAAGGGCUCCCAGCGGGAUGAGUGUGAGACAGAAACCUGGCCCUGUGUUUCUCCCUCUGCACCAGCAGUAGGUACAUAAACAAUGAGCAGUAUUUUCACUUUGGUAGGUCCCCAAAGCCCCCCA
This is a messenger RNA of Empidonax traillii (willow flycatcher), 2478 nucleotides long. It is a transcript of the gene CD34, whose product is annotated as CD34 molecule. The record is from RefSeq and is a predicted model, not a curated record. Gene Ontology annotation, biological process: cell-matrix adhesion. NCBI's taxonomy places the organism in Eukaryota, Metazoa, Chordata, Aves, Passeriformes, Tyrannidae. The coding region runs from base 337 to 1482 and encodes 381 amino acids. Gene Ontology annotation, cellular component: membrane. The transcript is spliced from 8 exons.